Messenger RNA from Pyricularia pennisetigena, 819 nucleotides. RefSeq lists its product as uncharacterized. Bases 1 to 819 code for a protein of 272 amino acids. The record is from RefSeq and is a predicted model, not a curated record. The transcript is spliced from 2 exons. Lineage: Eukaryota; Fungi; Ascomycota; Sordariomycetes; Magnaporthales; Pyriculariaceae.
AUGUUAUAUACACCUUUACUUUCUUGCUUGGUCGUCCCGGCCUUGCUCGCUUGCCAGGCGUGGGCGCAGCAGACCUUUACAAUAGCGGGAGGUCAGGUUUAUACUCCGGGGAUAGUGAUAUUGAAUGCGCCUCAACCAGGGACGCCGCUAGGUGGAGAGACCCUACAUGUGUCUCUGGACGUGACGGCUAACGGCAAGCUCAACCUGCCUCCAUACGUCCCCGAGAGCCCGACGCAGAUCCACAACAUCACCAUGUUCCUCUACAGCAGGGACACGGGCCUGAACCUGACGAUCAACAACGGCAGCGCCGAGAUACAAGGCAGCGAGCGCCUCAUCAUGUCGCAGCAGCCUGGGAGCACCGUCAAGCACAUCAACUGGCCCUGGCCCGAGUGCCUAGUCGGCGACGGCCAGCCGCGCGGUGCCGACGACCGCCGCGGCGCCUACAACAUCUCGAUCCGGCAAAACUUCCGCCUCAACGGCCAGGAGCACUACACCAUCUUCGAUGUGCCCAUUUCCGUCACAAAUCGCAUAGACGGCGGCGGGCGCCUCAGGCCGUCGUGCGAGAGCCUCAACAACCCGCUCCUGAGCGAGACCGAGGUCGACGUAAGAACUGCAAACGACGUCGGGAUCCUCUUCGCGCCAGGAGACGCCACGCAGGUUCAGUUUAUCGCCAGCAAGGACAAGGACCUACCCGACAAUGGACUCGGGCCUCCUCGAGGAUCUGGUGCUCGGGGGAUUGGGAGCGGUAACAUCAUUAGUUGGGCCGGAGGGGCUUUAUGGACUGCUGGAGUGGCGAUUGUUCUGAAUCUUCUUUUAUAA